AUGUCACUAAAAAAAUUGAUUUCUUAUAACUCUCAAAAUGAUCAAUUUAGUGGUUAUGAAGACUUUGGUAUAGAUCAUGAGUUUGUUGAUAUGAAAAUGAAUCGCAUCUGUGACCAAGCAUUAGUUGUUAUGAUUAAAGGUAUAGUUAAACCUUGGAAACAAAUACUAGGAUAUUUUUUUUCUAAAGGACCAGUAUCUGGCUUUAGACUUAAAAACAUUAUGACUGAUGUUAUUAAUAAAGUUGAAGAUGCUGGUUUUAUUCCAAAAGUUAUUAUAUGUGACCAAGGUACCAAUAAUAUUGGUAUGAGAAAUUUAUUUGGAGCCACACAAACACAACCAUUCAUCAACAUCAAUGAUGAAAACAUUUAUUUCUUUCAUGACAGUCCUCAUUUAAUUAAAUCAGUGAGAAAUAAUCUAAAAAAAUACAAUUUCAGUUAUGAAAAUGAUUCUUGUAGUUGGUCAGAUUUAGCAGAUUUUUAUAAUUUAGACAAAAACAAAAAGCCAAGGUUAGCUCCUCGAUUAAAUAAAAUUCACAUGGAUCUACCACCAUUCUCACCAAUGCGUGUUUGUUUGGCAACCCAAACAUUAAGCCAUUCUGUUAGUUCUGGUAUGAUGACUUUAAUUUCACUGAAUGAAAUGAAAAGUUCAGCUAUACAUACAGCAAGAUUUAUAGAAUUCUUUGAUAAUUUAUUUGAUGUUUUUAACAGUAUAACACACAGUGAGGCAAAAACAUUAAGAAAGCCAUUAACUAAAACUUCUGAUCAUUGGAAUUUUUUGAAUGAAGCAGAACAGGUAUUAGGAAAACUUAAAGUUCACAAUAGAACUGGUAAAUUACCACCAUGUAUAGAAGAUUUCUUACUAACAAGAAGACUAACACAAGACUGUGUAGAAAAUGUGUUCUCAGUAGUAAGGUCAAAAGGAGGUAAUAAUGUCACACCUGACGCCACAAAAUUUCAUUCAGCAAUCCGUAUGUGUAUGUGCAAUACUUUAUUAGAACCCUCCAAAAGUGGAAAUUGUGAAUCUGAAUGUGAUGCAGUUCAAUUUUUGACUAAAUGCAGUGAGCUAAAAAAAAUUAAAAUACAGCUAAAAUUAAUAGGUGAUCCAAAUGAUGAUGAAUAUUCUGAUAAAGAAGAUUUUCUUAAUUCACAUUUAUCUUCAAUGAAUAUUGAAAAUAUAUUAAUGGAGAAUCAUGAGGCUUGUGCGAUAGGCUAUGUAGCAGGAUGGGUGUGUAGCAAAUUGAUUCAUCAAGAAUGUGUUGAUAAGCUAGCUGCCAAAAGUGGGGAUAAUUUUCAAGUCAACUUGGAAAAUACACACAUAGAAAUGAAAUCGUAUCAAAAUGCCAAUUUAUUAUAUCCAUUUAAAAACACACUGGAAUUUGCAAAAAAAGUUACGUCUCACCGUUUCGGGAAAACACCAGAUAACGAUGAUGAAGGCAUGAAUAAGGUUUGA
This is a messenger RNA of Myzus persicae (green peach aphid), 1449 nucleotides long. RefSeq lists its product as uncharacterized. Lineage: Eukaryota; Metazoa; Arthropoda; Insecta; Hemiptera; Aphididae. The coding region runs from base 1 to 1449 and encodes 482 amino acids. The transcript has 3 exons. The record is from RefSeq and is a predicted model, not a curated record.